GGACAGUGUUUUCUCUACUUCCUGUUGGCCUUCUGUAGCUAAGUCGUUAGCUUGUCAUUAGCGUUUUCUUUUCUCCUCUCCUCUCUCUCGCUCCAGUUUUUCACAAGUUCAUCAAACAACCGCAGUAAGAAUAUUUCAUCAAGCACGGUGAGUAAUGGCUUCGCCUACUAUCGUUAUUUGCACCUCUUGCCACAUGUACAGUUUAUCUAUCUCUGUCGCUGAUGAGGGAUUCACAUGUGAUAAAUGCAGGGAAAUAGUUAGGCUGACAGAGAAGAUUUCAGAAUUAGAGACACGCAUCCAAACUUUAAUUGAGGACAGUAAGAAUGUUAGGGCUCUAGAUACGGCUUUGGAUGCGUCUAGCUCAGGGAUUCCUGUACAUUGUCCGGUUCCAGCAGAGCCCCUGCAGCAGGGCAACUGGGUGACGGUGAGGCAGCGUAGUCGUGGGUCAAAACACCGCUCUUCUGUUCCGAUCAAAACAUUAAACUGGUUCUCCCCACUCAGUGAUGCACCCACUGAGAAACCUGAUGAAAGUGCUCUAGUUAUUGGUGAUUCUAUUUUACGGAACGUGAAUAUAGAGACACCAGCCACCAUAGUCAAAUGUUUACCGGGAGCCAGAGCGCCUGACAUCUUGGCAAAUUUAAAAGUGCUGGCUAAUGCUAAAGGUAAAUACAGUAAGAUUGUUAUUCAUGCCGGCGCUAAUGAUGUUCGACUUCGCCAGUCGGAGAUCACUAAAAAUAACUUUAAAGAGGUGUGUGAACUUGCAAGCACGAUGUCAGACACUGUAAUAUGCUCUGGUCCCCUCCCUGCUUACCGUGGUGACGAGAUGCAUAGCAGAUUGUCAUCACUCAAUGGCUGGAUGUCUAAGUGGUGCCCACAGAAUAACAUAGGUUUCAUAGACAAUUGGACGAGCUUUUGGGGCAGACCUGACCUGUUUAAAAGAGAUGGUCUUCAUCCCUCCUGGGGUGGCGCCACUCUUCUGUCUAGAAAUAUGGCACAUAGUCUUAGUUCAUCAAACAACCGCAGUAAGAAUAUUUCAUCAAGCACGGUGAGUAAUGGCUUCUCCUACAAUUGUUAUUUGCACCUCUUGCCACAUGUACAGUUUAUCUAUCUCUGUCGCUGAUGAGGGAUUCACAUGUGAUAAAUGCAGGGAAAUAGUUAGGCUGACAGAGAAGAUUUCAGAAUUAGAGACACGCAUCCAAACUUUAAUUGAGGACAGUAAGAAUGUUAGGGCUCUAGAUAUGGCUUUGGAUGCGUCUAGCUCAGGGACUCCUAUACAUUGUCCGGUUCCAGCAGAGCCCCUGCAGCAGGGCAACUGGGUGACAGUGAGGCAGCGUAGUCGUGGGUCAAAACACCGCUCUUCUGUUCCGAUCAAAACAUUAAACAGGUUCUCCCCACUUAGUGAUGCACCCACUGAGAAACCUGAUGAAAGUGCUCUAAUUAUUGGUGAUUCUAUUGUACGGAACGUGAAUAUAGAGACACCAGCCACCAUAGUCAAAUGUUUACCGGGAGCCAGAGCGCCUGACAUCUUGGCAAAUUUAAAAGUGCUGGCUAAUGCUAAGCGUAAAUACAGUAAGAUUGUUAUUCAUGCCGGCGCUAAUGAUGUUCGACUUCGCCAGUCGGAGAUCACUAAAAAUAACUUUAAAGAGGUGUGUGAACUUGCAAGCACGAUGUCAGACACUGUAAUAUGCUCUGGUCCCCUGCCUGCUUACCGUGGUGACGAGAUGCAUAGCAGAUUGUCAUCACUCAAUGGCUGGAUGUCUAAGUGGUGCCCACAGAAUAACAUAGGUUUCAUAGACAAUUGGACGAGCUUUUGGGGCAGACCUGACCUGUUUAAAAGAGAUGGUCUUCAUCCCUCCUGGGGUGGUGCUGCUCUUCUGUCUAGAAAUAUGGCACAUAGUCUUAGUGUUUAUACUUGACUAACUGGGGCCCAGGUCAGGAAGCAGACAGACUGGCUAAACUGACCAUCUGCUAGCUGCCUCCCGUCACAGAGGUCAGUUAAUUCUCAGCACAUAGAGACUCUUUCACCUAGAUAUUACACUAUAGAGACUGUGUCUGUUCC
This is a messenger RNA of Carassius gibelio (silver crucian carp), 2059 nucleotides long. RefSeq lists its product as uncharacterized. NCBI's taxonomy places the organism in Eukaryota, Metazoa, Chordata, Actinopteri, Cypriniformes, Cyprinidae. The record is from RefSeq and is a predicted model, not a curated record. The transcript is spliced from 2 exons. Bases 1053 to 1916 code for a protein of 287 amino acids.